Messenger RNA from Cannabis sativa, 405 nucleotides. RefSeq lists its product as uncharacterized. The coding region runs from base 1 to 405 and encodes 134 amino acids. The transcript has a single exon. The record is from RefSeq and is a predicted model, not a curated record. Gene Ontology annotation, biological process: proteolysis. Gene Ontology annotation, molecular function: aspartic-type endopeptidase activity. Lineage: Eukaryota; Viridiplantae; Streptophyta; Magnoliopsida; Rosales; Cannabaceae.
AUGACUCAGGCUGACGCUGAUGCUAGUCCGUCAGUUGUGACAGGUCAGUUGUCUAUUAAUGGUUGUUCAUAUAAUGUGUUGUUUGAUUCGGGAGCUACUCACUCUUAUGUGUCGAGUAGAGUUAUUGAAAGUUUUCACAAGCCAUGUGAUAUUUAUGUUUCAGGGUUUCGAACCAUGUUACCCUCGGGAGACCUUAUAGUAUCCACUAGGUGGAUUCGGUCUUUGUCCUUCUGGAUUGACGGUUGUGAGUUGACCGCUAAUCUAAUCGAAUUGCAAUUAUUUGAUUUUGACAUAAUUAUGGGAAUGGAUUUCCUGUCUAAAGAUGGAGCGACAAUUGACUGCAAACGGAAGAAGGUAGUGUUUGAGCCCGAUAGUGUUAACCCAGCGCGCAGUGUUUGUGGGUAA